UUUUCAAUUGCAAGGUUUUUGUUUAAAGACUUGUAUUUUUAAGAAAUUGAAAUACCAGUCAACCCCAAAAAUCGUUUAUGUACAAUUCAUAAGAAAAAAUAAAUCUUAGCGUAGCAUAAUAUUUCCUGUAUUUCACAUCGAUGUCAUCUAGCGAUAUAAAACUAGAGGUUUGCGUUGAUUCUGUUGCUUCGGCAUUGGCGGCUUCGGAAGGUGGCGCAACUCGCAUUGAACUAUGUUCCGCUCUAACAGAAGGUGGUUUGACGCCUUCACCUGGUACGCUCAAGACAUUGAAAGAUCUCAUUAACAUACCAAUAUAUUGCAUGCUGCGACCAAGACGUGGAAACGAUUUUAUUUAUUCAAAUGUUGAGAUGGAUGCAGUUUUAUUGGAUUUGGAAAUUUUACGUACGCAUGGAGCUGAUGGAUUUGUAUUUGGUGCGCUUACCGAGCAACGUGCGAUUGAUGUUGAGAAAUGUCAGCGUUUAAUGGAACGGGCAGCAGGGAUGCCAGUAACAUUUCAUCGCGCAUUCGAUCUGACGAAUCCACAAUUAAUGCACGAAAAUGUAACCAUUAUAAAGGAGUUAGGUUUUAAACGCUUACUUAGCAGUGGAUUCCGUGCCACUGCCAUUGAGGGUAGUGAAAAUCUAGCUCAACUAAUAGCUAAACAUCGUGAUAUGAUAAUAAUGCCGGGUGCUGGUAUUAGUGUUAGUAAUUUGGAUGAAUUGUUAACUACAACAAAGUGUGUGGAAUUUCAUGCUUCUGCUCAAGCCGCCGCUGGCUCAAUAACUACUAAUGGGGAAGGUGUAGCGAACAUGGAUUGUGACGUCACAAUGGGCAAGCAAGACGUGGACCCCUGCACAAUUACUGAUGUCAAUGUUGUCCGUAGAAUGGUUAACAUUGCUAUGGCGGCGAAGUGAAAUCAUUUUUCGAAAUAUUUAUAUGUACAUAUUAUAUAAAUUUAUUGUAUCAGUAGAUGUUGACUUUAAUUUGUAUUAGCUAAUAAUUUCUGUUAAUAAUGAUUUCUCCGCAAUCAGCACUUGCUAAUAGGAAUACGUACGCAUAACAGUUAAAAUUCAAACGCCAAUAUUAAUUUACAAUUCUAUGUAUUAUUUUUACAUAAAUAAGUUUACAUCAAUAUGUAUGCAUAUUUUUAAUAUUUACUUUUAUAACAAGAGUAAAUCAACAAACAGUUCAAGUAACAUAUAUGAAGUGUAUUUUUUGUAUUUACUAUUUUAACUGGUAACACAAUGCCAUAUGUACAUAUGUGUAACACAUUUACGUAUAAUGUACAAGAUAAUUCUAUACAAAAAAUAAAUCUUUUAUUAACAUUAUUAAUUUAUGAAUUAAUUUUAUUCGAAACUUUAAAACAAUUUGGAAAUGUUAAUAUGGUAUUUUUAUUUUAAUUUCCUUUCACUUUAUAGUCUUCAUAUCGUAUUUGAGAUAUUUUCAUGGACCAAUAUAUGAAUAUGCAAUUCAACUAACAAUAAUCUGAAAAGGAAACAACAAUUGAAUACAUUACAGAGGUUCAAAGAGUUGAAACAGAAAAAGUUUAUCUUAAUUUCAAUAUCGAAUACCCCCCAUUUCCCCCCAACAAAAACCAAUUCUCAAUUUUUUUUCCUUCCAUUUCCGUACGCUUUGUUGCAAUCAAAUACUGUUUUAUUUAUUAUUUUUAUGAUUGUUAAAUAUCAGUUUAUAAGUAUGUAUGUACGUUUGUAUGCAGGUAUAUGUAUAUUUACUAGGUAAGUUACAACAAACGGCGACAAAGACAACUGCAACAGUCCCAUCAUCUUUGCUCAUUUAAAAGCAAUUUAAUUUUUGUUAGUCCUUAAUCAAGUAAUUUGUAUUAUAUAAUAGAUAAAUAUUUGAUUUGAAUUUAAUCAAAAAGAUUAUGAAGUAACUUUAUUCAAAAUUUUGUGUUUUUUACACAUAUGACCAACAAGCAAUCAUUUUAUCAUUACAUAAUUAUAAAGAAAAUACUUCAAAAAUUAACAGAAAGUUGAAAGAAGAGAAAAAACAAACUAUAUAUAUAUAAUAUUAAAAAUAAUAAUGCUAAUAUGUGCAUAUGUAGUUAGUGUAAAUGAAAUGUUCCCCAAAGGACAUACGAAGCAAAUCAAGUACAACCAGAUAGGAUUCGGUAGUAUGCAUACAUAAGCCAUCCAGGAGCUAUUUUUUCAACAUUUAUGGUGAAAGUUUUUGAAGUUAUCCAUGUGCAACUGCAAUCAUUUCCAACAUUUUUUUUUUUUUUGUAUAUUCUUUUUUAUAUAACAUUUAGAUUACUCAUAAUUAAUAUAUCAUAAACGCAAAUAUAUAUA
Messenger RNA from Ceratitis capitata (Mediterranean fruit fly), 2309 nucleotides. RefSeq names its product copper homeostasis protein cutC homolog. Bases 141 to 914 code for a protein of 257 amino acids. NCBI's taxonomy places the organism in Eukaryota, Metazoa, Arthropoda, Insecta, Diptera, Tephritidae. The record is from RefSeq and is a predicted model, not a curated record. Gene Ontology annotation, molecular function: copper ion binding. The transcript has a single exon.